GCAGAGAGGAGCACAGGUGUGUCUGGACAUGCAGAGCUGCAGAGGCUGAGCGGCUCAGCUCAUCAUGUGUGUGGACUGACCAGCAGCUGACUGCAGCCUGAUGGGGUCUGGAGCGAGCCACAAGGAGAACUCAGAGUCGGCCUCUUCACCACAGACCAACGCAGACUCAUCAGACUCCGGUGACGGCUCUCAGCGUCUGCCCCUCAUCAUCAUCACCGCUCCCUCCAGGGAGGACAUCUACGCAACUCCAACCAACAUGACCGUGGCAGACGCCAUCAAGGAGCGCAGGCCUACUUCAACCCCGUUCGUGGUGGGCCGCAAAUUCAUGAAAAACCCCAAAACUAGCACGGUGUCCUGCUGAAGAAGCUGACAGUAUGGACGCCGCUGCAGACGACGAGCCGGACCCUAUAAAGCUGAAGUCGGUUAAGAACAACAGAGUCUUCACAGUGCCACAAAACGACAGGCUUGGGAACUGCAGAAGUGUCAAAGAGUUUGAGAAGCUGAACCGAAUAGGGGAGGGAACCUAUGGCAUUGUGUACCGAGCUCGGGACACCAAGUCUGAUGAGAUUGUAGCGUUGAAGAAGGUCCGGAUGGACAAGGAGAAAGAUGGGAUUCCCAUCAGCAGCCUCAGAGAGAUCACCCUGCUGCUGAGGCUGAGGCAUCCCAACAUAGUUGAGCUGAAGGAGGUGGUUGUUGGCAGCCAGCUGGAGAGUCUGUUUCUGGUGAUGAGUUACUGUGAACAGGACCUGGCCAGUCUGCUGGAAAACAUGCAGACGCCCUUUUCCGAGGCUCAGGUGAAGUGUAUCGUCCUUCAGCUGCUCAGAGGUCUGGAGUAUCUCCACCACAACUUCAUUCUGCACAGGGACCUGAAGGUGUCUAAUCUGCUGAUGACAGACAAAGGCUGCGUUAAGAUAGCUGAUUUUGGCUUGGCCCGCAUGUACGGCAUCCCUCUGCAGCCCAUGACGCCCAGAGUGGUCACACUGUGGUACAGAGCACCAGAGCUCCUCCUAGGGACCAAGACCCAGACUACAGCAUUAGAUAUGUGGGCGGUGGGCUGUAUCUUGGCUGAGCUGCUGGCCCACAAGCCUCUGCUGCCUGGAAGCUCGGAGAUCCAGCAGGUCGACCUGAUCGUCCAGCUGCUGGGGACGCCCAACGAGAACAUCUGGCCGGGUUUCUCUCGACUCCCCCUCGUCGGCCAGUACAGUCUGAGGAAGCAGCCGUACAACAACCUGAAGAACAAAUUCACCUGGCUGUCUGACGCCGGACACCGACUGCUCAACCUGCUCUUCAUGUACAACCCACAGCGCAGGGCUACUGCCAAAGAUUGCCUGGAGAGUUCCUACUUCAAGGAGAAGCCUCUACCCUGUGAACCCGAGCUCAUGCCAACCUUCCCUCAUCACCGCAACAAACGGGCUGCUCCUCUGGUGGAAAGCCACGCCAAACGAAGCAAAGUGUGAAGAUGAAGAUGAGGUGGUGAUGCUGGAUCAGAAGAUGGCGACGUGAUUGCGACAUUCUCAGUCACGUGCCGCGGCCAGAUGAUGAUUUUUGUUGACAUUGCACGCCGUGGAGGCACAGACUGAGGUUUUUAUCGUGUCAUUUUGAGCAAAUACCAGUUCAGUUUCUGUGCAGAUGGACUGUGGCACAGAUCAACCUGUUGACUGGACUGACUAGAUGUUUUUGUUGAUUAAUUGAGCUUGUAACUGUUUAUUCUGCGAUGUAGAUGCAACAGUCGAAUGUAGCUGUGUAGGCUACCAAGUGGCUCAAUAUCAGUUUCCUCUCUUUAACAUGUGGAAGAUUGAAUUUCCUCCUUCCUGCUAACGUCUGGUGUCCUAAAUAAGGUCAGGUUAAUAUUGACAAAGUGUAACUGAGGCUGAUACAGAGGAAUUGUGUUGUUUGAGGUGAGAAGGAGUCGGGACAAAAUUAUUUUUCUGCUGUGACUACAACUGUUUUGAUGCAUUAAAUCAAAGCAAAAAGAAGGCGUGGACACUGCCUCCAUGUCAGCUGCAUUCACUCACCGUUCCUGUAGAUGCACUGGACCUGCUUGAAGAUCCAGUAUGAAGAUUCAAAGUGGGGUGAAAGUGGGACAGAAGUAGGAGAAGCCAUUUCCAUUCGAGGAGAGUGGCAGGGUCAUUACAAAAACAAAACAUGAGAGGUCAUCCCCCGAGUAAAAGUCGUGUUUUGAUCCCCACAACCAAUCAGUGUGUCCAUGAGCAGCUGCGCGUCCCGUGAAAGUGUCCUUGAAUGUCUAAAAUGUGACUAAACCGUGGCCUCGUUUCUAGAAACAGACGAAAUGGUGGAGGGGUGGAUAUUCUAAAUCCAACAAUAUGUGUUUCCACCUACAGGGGGCGAUGUAGAGUAUUAAGACGGGGCUAAACAGUGACAAAUGAACAGUGGUCAGUGGGACUGUUCUGGAAACUCAGCUCUACUGUUUAUCGGUGAAAAUGAGCAGAUGCUGAUUCCAGAUUUCUGUGCACUGAGACGAAUGAAAUCUGGAACAAUUUGGGGAAAAUAUACUUUUUCCACCUGCAGCCAGUCAACAGCACGUAGCUCCGACACCAGAGGAAAUCUUCUGAAAUCUGAGUUCACAUCAGCUCAUAGUUACACCUUCAGUAUAAAUACUGAGCUGCGUAACAAUGACAAUAAUACUCAGUUACUGGUAAAUGUGGUAAAUAAUACACCCCCCAUUAGCCACCAUAUAUUCUACUCUUUAGCAAGUGUAAUUGGAUCCUAAUGACAGUCAGAUGAUAAAUGUUAUGAACAAAUUAAGUGUGUGAAAACCUGUAUAUGAUGACAAAGGUGAAAAAAAACCUUUCAUUUAUAUCAGUUGGCUUUAGAGUUAGCAGCAAUCAGCCCUUGAAACCAGGAAUAUAACUCACGUAGUCACCUCCUGGUUUUAUAGGUCGGGCCUGCUUGGCUAAUAUUUAAAAAUAAUUUUACUAUUGUGUUGAAGAUGAAAUCCAAAUUGGCUAAAACCACAAUAAAAAAUCUCAAACCAGUA
Molecule: messenger RNA, 2998 nt
Organism: Myripristis murdjan (pinecone soldierfish)
Lineage: Eukaryota; Metazoa; Chordata; Actinopteri; Holocentriformes; Holocentridae
Gene: cdk10
Product: cyclin dependent kinase 10
Exons: 15
Coding region: 375-1457 (360 amino acids)
Biological process (GO): regulation of mitotic cell cycle; protein phosphorylation
Cellular component (GO): nucleus
Molecular function (GO): ATP binding; cyclin-dependent protein serine/threonine kinase activity
Source: RefSeq, a predicted model, not a curated record